AAGUGCUAGUGAACUUCCAAAGUACAAUAACAUAGAAUCCAAAUAAAGACUAAAGUGACUAGAAUAUACCAUUUUACCAAUUUGCUGGCCGGCGUACGAGACCGACGCCUUUGUUUUCGCUCCACGGUACGAUUUUGUGUGACAUGUGCCACAGAAACACGGUGCACGUUUGAAAACUAGAAGAUUCUUUGACCAAAAAGCAGUGUUCUUCCGUUCUACUACCUACGGAUUAUCCUCGUAUUUACGGGAUGCCGGUUGACUGAAGAUGGCCUCGCCGACACUCUCGCUGGAAUCGCGCGCGAAUUCCAUCGGGUCCCUGGCCUCGCUGUCCCCGCUUACAGUGAGCGGCAGUUCUCCGCCUGCGAGUGACUCAGCGAUCUGCGACGUCGACAGCUGCGACCUUUGUCUCGACGCACAGAAACCUGGAGAGGCGCCCUGCCCGCGGUGUCGAUUAGGAGGCGCCGGCGGCGUACGCUGUACCGGCUGCAAAUCCACCGAGUCCGACGCUGUGGCUCGUUGCUUCGACUGCGCGAAUUUCCUUUGCCCGAACUGCGUGAUGGCGCAUCAAUUCAUGCACUGCUUCGAGGGACACCGUGUCCUGAAUCUCGACGACUCGAAGCUCGAGACCGUUACUAACUCGGCUGGCACCGAAAUCGCAAAGAACAGCCAGGUGGCGAACGGCGGCAACGGAAACGGUGAGAAGGUGUGGUUCUGUCGCCGUCACAAGCAAGAACUGUUGAAGUAUUUCUGUCGCACCUGCACCGUGCUGGUCUGCAAGGAGUGCACCAUCACCGAUCAUCCCGGGUCGUUGCACGAUUGUGCGCACAUCUCCGAGGUCGGCACCCAGCAGCUUGAGGCGAUGACGAGAGUGGUGCAGGAGUGCAGAGCCAAGGUGGCGGACGUGAAGGCCGCGGUGAAGGCUGCCGAUCACGGCGCGGCGCGUCUACAAGUACAGUACCACAAAGCACAGAACGAGAUCAACGACACUUUCCAAUUCUACAGAUCGAUGCUCGAGGAACGGAAGCAAGAGCUGCUGAAGGAGCUGGAGUCGGUGUUCUCCACCAAACAGAUAUCCCUCGGGAUUCUCACGCAAAAGGAGAACGAGAUGGCCGACAAGAUGCUUCAGACCUGCGAGUUGGUCGAACGAUUGACCAAGUACACCACCGUCACCGAAGUAUUGAUGGUCAAGAAGCUGUUCGACACGAAGCUUCAGUUGUUGCUGAACUAUACGCCGGACGUGGGCAAUCAGACGGUCGAUCUCGAGUUUGUCAGCAAUUAUCAGGCGAUUCAGGUAGGCGUGCGAAACACGUUCGGUUACGUUCGAAGCAACAACGAGAGCAACGCCGGACCGAUCGGUAAGCAACCGCCUAUCGCGCGACCAACGGCCCUCUCGGGCAACGGUAACAACGGCAGCAACGUCAACAACGGCCCAGGAAGCGCCGGAUCCCUCGGCGGUCUACUAUUGGAUCGUCCUUACAGCAACGGCCUGAUAUCUUCUACCUCGAACUGCACCUCGUCUACCUCGCCAUCGUCGUUCGACGCCAACAACAGCGUGAUUACGAAACGUUUCAGCUCGGCCAACAGCCUGGGUCCGUUCUCGACGACGAUCAGCGAUUUGAACUUGAACGGAAUAAACGCGAACCCGUACGAGAAGUGGAGUAACGGCGGAAACGACGCGUACCCGGUGGUCACCACGAACGAUCAUUUCUCGAUGCCGGCGUCCGUGGUCGUGGCGGCGAACGCCGCGUCCGGCGACUCUGUCCUCGACCUGACCUCGAAAUUGAUGUCCGCGGCGGCGAUAUUCCCGCCCAAGUCGCAGAUCAAGCGACAGAAGAUGAUCUAUCACUGCAAAUUCGGCGAGUUCGGGGUGAUGGAGGGCCAGUUCACCGAACCGUCGGGCGUGGCGGUGAACGCGCAGAACGACAUAAUCGUCGCCGACACGAACAAUCAUCGUAUACAGAUAUUCGACAAGGAGGGCAGGUUCAAGUUUCAAUUCGGCGAGUGCGGAAAACGGGACGGCCAGUUGCUCUAUCCGAACCGGGUGGCCGUGGUGAAGACGUCGGGCGACAUAAUCGUGACCGAGCGUUCGCCGACCCAUCAGAUACAGAUCUACAACCAGUACGGUCAAUUCGUGCGUAAAUUCGGGGCGAACAUACUGCAGCAUCCGCGCGGCGUGACCGUCGACUCGAAGGGACGCAUCGUGGUGGUCGAGUGUAAAGUGAUGCGGGUGAUCAUAUUCGAUCAGGCUGGCAACGUUCUGCAGAAGUUCGGUUGCUCGAAGCAUCUGGAGUUCCCGAACGGGGUGGUGGUGAACGACAAGCAGGAGAUAUUCAUUAGCGACAAUCGCGCCCAUUGCGUGAAGGUGUUCAAUUACGAGGGGGCGUAUCUGCGUCAGAUCGGCGGCGAGGGGAUCACGAACUACCCGAUCGGUGUGGGGAUCAACGCCGUGGGCGAGAUACUGAUUGCGGACAAUCACAAUAACUUCAAUCUGACGAUUUUCACGCAGGACGGUCAGCUGGUGUCGGCUCUUGAGAGCAAAGUGAAGCACGCGCAGUGCUUCGACGUGGCGCUGAUGGACGACGGAUCGGUCGUGUUGGCCAGCAAGGAUUACCGACUCUACAUUUAUCGUUACGUACAAGUACCGCCGAUCGGAAUGUAGAGCAACGACGCGCCGCGACGCCGACAAUGAUCCACGAUCAUCGUUGUGAUCAUCGUUGUCGUUGUUUCUUUUCCCGCCAUUGUUUCGACGGCCGGCCAACGGCCUGGAUCUCAUCGAUCUUUUUUUACUUACACUCGCCUAUCUUCUUCUUCGCCCACCUACUACCACUGCUCGUGCUCACUUCGCCUAUCCACCUUCGCCCGCUCGACCCACCUCACUCCCGUUUACGAGACGCCGAUCGCGAGAUACCAAACGCGAGCGAUCGCGCAACGUCGAUCGAGAGUCGUCGAGAAUCCAAUGGUCGAACGCUCGUUUCGUUUCGCGUCCGGAUUCGGGAACGGACGAACACAUUUUCUAAACGAACGAAACACGAGGUACGGAACUAUACGAAAAAUGAAAAACGCGAGGGACGACACACACACACACACGCUCGCGUGACUCGUCGCGCGUACGAUUCUCUUCGAGGCGCGAUACGCGCGCGCGUGCGAUACGCUCGUAUUAUGAACGAAAAUGAUAAAAGAGAAAAAAAAAAAGAAAAUGAAAAAAAUCACAGGCGACCUCGGAAAACGCCCGAUUUUGUCGCGUGCGCAACGUACACGCGCACGCGUUAAAACAUGGAAAGACACACGAGACGUGUAAGCGCAUAUAUGCGGAAAACUUACUUGUUAAUGUUGUUAUAACUGAAAAUACUGUUGUUGUUGUUUAGUUGUAGAGCUCGCCGCCGCUAGUCACUCCACU
Molecule: messenger RNA, 3397 nt
Organism: Colletes gigas
Lineage: Eukaryota; Metazoa; Arthropoda; Insecta; Hymenoptera; Colletidae
Gene: brat
Product: brain tumor protein-like
Exons: 2
Coding region: 266-2659 (797 amino acids)
Biological process (GO): negative regulation of translation
Molecular function (GO): translation repressor activity; protein binding; mRNA 3'-UTR binding
Source: RefSeq, a predicted model, not a curated record